CAGAAAAUAAAAUCAUAACGAAAACGAAACCGAAUAACCCAAUGUAUCAUCAUCCUCUGAAUUCAACUCGCUCGCACAUGGGAAUUUAUUGACCAGCAUCAACCAGAUCUGUGACUGUGUUCGAUUGGGUACCAACUAUUAUUCAGUGCUGCAGCUACUACUGUGGCACAACAUUAAGCUUUUAGUUGAAUCAGAUAGGCUGUCAGUAACGUAAAAGUAAUCCCUGUGCCCCAGCCAUGGCUGCACCGUUUUUCUCAACGCCCUUUCAGCCUUAUGUUUAUCAGAGUCCGCAAGAUGCAAUUAUACCUUUUCAGAUUUUAGGGGGUGAAGCUCAAGUGGUUCAGAUAAUGUUGAAGCCACAAGAAAAAAUCAUCGCAAAGCCUGGUUCUAUGUGCUUUAUGUCUGGAUCCGUUGAAAUGGAAAAUGCCUACCUUCCAGAAAAUGAAGUAGGCAUAUGGCAGUGGUUAUUUGGCAAAACUAUAACUAGCAUUGUACUUCGCAAUUCUGGACCAAGUGAUGGAUUUGUUGGAAUUGCUGCACCUUAUUUUGCAAGAAUUCUUCCGAUUGAUUUGGCAAUGUUCAAUGGAGAGAUUUUGUGUCAGCCAGAUGCUUUUCUUUGCUCUGUCAAUGAUGUGAAGGUUAGCAACAUAGUUGAUCAAAGGGGACGGAAUGCUGUUGCUAGUGCUGAGGGAUUCUUGAGGCAAAAGCUAUCUGGCCAAGGGCUUGCAUUCAUAUUAGCUGGGGGAUCUGUUGUACAGAAAAAUCUUGAGAUCGGUGAAGUUCUAGCUGUUGAUGUUUCUUCCAUUGUUGCUGUGACAAGUGCAGUCAAUAUCCAAAUAAAAUAUAAUGGUCCUGCAAGAAGGACAAUGUUUGGGGGUGACAAUGCUGUCACAGCCGUUCUAACAGGACCAGGCAUUGUGUUCAUACAAAGUUUACCUUUUCAUCGAUUCUCUCAACGAAUUGCUAGGGCGGUGACAUCACCCAACAUGAGGGAAAAUCCCAAGUUUUUCAUACAGAUUGCAGUUUUCUUUUUUCUGGCGUAUGUUGUCAUUGUAUCUUCGUUAAUAUUAACAGAUGUAUGAAAUUCAGUUUGGUUUUUCUUUAGUAGUUUUUACUUUUCUCUUAUCUUACCAUAUGUAGUACAGGAAUGAGGGAGAGGGGGUGGGGUUCAGAUUUUUUGUUGGCAGAUCUUUAUGCCAAUUAAAAAAACAUCCUAGUAAUGUCAUUAUGUCUAUCAAUAAAAUAGGAUUUAUUUGAUUUUUUUAGUA
Messenger RNA from Glycine soja, 1268 nucleotides. RefSeq lists its product as uncharacterized. The transcript is spliced from 12 exons. The record is from RefSeq and is a predicted model, not a curated record. The coding region runs from base 237 to 1082 and encodes 281 amino acids. Lineage: Eukaryota; Viridiplantae; Streptophyta; Magnoliopsida; Fabales; Fabaceae.